Messenger RNA from Caenorhabditis remanei, 2448 nucleotides. RefSeq lists its product as uncharacterized. The transcript has 17 exons. Gene Ontology annotation, biological process: transmembrane transport; peptide transport. NCBI's taxonomy places the organism in Eukaryota, Metazoa, Nematoda, Chromadorea, Rhabditida, Rhabditidae. Gene Ontology annotation, molecular function: ATP hydrolysis activity; ATP binding; ABC-type oligopeptide transporter activity. Gene Ontology annotation, cellular component: membrane. Bases 1 to 2448 code for a protein of 815 amino acids. The record is from RefSeq and is a predicted model, not a curated record.
AUGACAUCUUCUCUUUACACGGGUGGUCAAGCCCUUUUCAUCUGUCUUGCAUUCAUUGGUUUAGAUCUUUUAGUCAAUAUUUUCGGUCUCGCUUGGAAUGGAAAAUACUUCACAUUUGCCAAUAUAGCGCAUUGGUUUGAUUUGGAGAAUUAUAGUUUCUUGAAAAAUCCGGUGGAUUUCUUGGCUGUUGCUUUGAUUCGUGACAGUAUUCUUCUUGGUGGAGCAGUUUCAGCAUGGGCUUCUCCUUCUGGAUUCUCACAAGUUGCUGAAAAUGUCAAAAAUGUUGUCUUUGCUGCAAUGCUCUUGAUUGUUGCAUUUGCUCCAUCGAAACUUCUUGCAUUCUAUGAAGAUGAUAAUAUCCGAUUGGCAGUUGGAGACUGGAUUUUGAUGAUUUGGUGCAUUUUUGCUUCACUUCUUCUUCAAGGAAUCUGGACUUCAGUUCUCACUCAUGUCACUGAAGUUGCUGCUGGAACUGGAGACUCUCUUCUUUUCGGAGAUGCUGAACUUGAAGAAAGACUUCGCCAAGAAGAAGCUGAAAAGGCAGCUGAACAAAGAGAGACUUUCCAAUUACUGUACAGACUUCUUGGAUACAUGGGAAGACAAUGGAAAUACUACGGAAUGGCCUUCUUCUUCCUGUUCUGUUACUCCCUCAGUCGAGUCUUCAUUCCUUUUUAUACUGGAGAAGUUGUCACUGCAGUAUUCGGAGAUCAAGCUUCAUAUGAGAGACUUCACAGAACAGUUCUCAUCAUGGGUCUUCUCUCUUUGGCAUCAACGGUUUUCGGUGGUCUUCGUGGAGGUUCUUUCACAUAUGCUCACGCUACAAUUGAUCGUCAAAUUCGUAAUGAUUUAUUCCGCUCUGUUGUGAAACAAGAAAUCGGAUUUUUCGACAUGAACAAGACUGGAGAAAUUUGUUCCCGAUUGUCAGCUGAUUGUCAGACAAUGUCAAAUACAUUGUCUCUUUACAUGAAUGUACUUACAAGAAACUUGACGAUGCUCUUCGGUUCACUCAUUUUCAUGUUCACCCUUUCGUGGAAACUGUCCAUGAUUACUCUUAUCAAUAUUCCAAUUAUCUUCUUGGUCAACAAAAUUUUCGGAGUUUGGUAUGAUAUGCUUUCUGAAGAGACUCAAAACUCAGUUGCAAAGGCUAAUGACGUGGCAGAAGAGGUUCUUUCAUCGAUCCGAACUGUCAAAUCGUUCGCUUGUGAAAACUAUGAAUCGAGCAGAUUCAUGACAUUCCUAAAUGUCACUUUGAAAAUCGCCACUCGCAAAGUGUUUGUCGUUAUUGGAUUGAUCUGGUCUAAUGAACUUCUUCAAAUGGGAAUUCUCACGAUUGUAUUGUGGUAUGGAGGACAUUUAGUCAUUGACAAUAAAGUGGAAUCUGGACUUUUAGUAUCAUUUCUUUUGUAUCAAUUCCAACUUGGAGAAAAUUUGAGAGAGCUCGGAGAAGUGUGGAAUGGAUUGAUGCAAGCAGUCGGAGCAUCUCGUAAAGUUUUUGAAUUCAUUGAUAGACCACCACGUGUUGAGAAUACUGGAACUUAUGCUCCGGAUGCAAUGACAGGAAAAAUUGAGUUCCGUCACGUGGCAUUCAGUUAUCCAAUUCGUCCAGACCUUCCAAUUAUGGAAGAUUUGACAUUCACUGUUGAGCCAGGAGAGGUUGUCGCAUUGGUUGGACCAUCUGGAGGUGGAAAAUCAUCUUGUAUUGCAAUGUUGGAACAUUUCUAUGAGCCAACGAGUGGAGAAGUAUUGAUUGAUGGAGUUCCAGUCAGAGAGUAUGAUCACAAAUACUUGCACACAAAAGUGGCUCUUGUCGGACAGGAACCAGUACUCUAUGCUCGAUCAGUUUCUGAAAACAUCGGAUAUGGACUGGAUAAAUACGAUGAUGAUAUGGUUCAGAAGUCUGCUAAACUCGCAAAUGCACAUACUUUCAUUAUGAAUGAUACAACUGAUGGAUAUAAUACUAAUGUUGGAGAGAAAGGAAGUCAAAUGUCGGGAGGACAGAAACAAAGAAUCGCAAUUGCCCGUGCUCUUGUCCGUCAACCAGUUGUUCUUCUUUUAGAUGAAGCAACUUCUGCCCUGGAUGCUGAAUCUGAACAUACUGUCCAAGAGGCAAUUUCAAAGAAUUUGAAAGGAAAAACUGUCAUUUUGAUUGCUCACAGACUUUCUACUGUUGAGAAUGCGGAUAAAAUUGUCGUAAUUAAUAAGGGAAAAGUUGAACAACUUGGAAAUCACAAGACUCUAAUGGAACAAGAAGGACUUUACAAACAGUUGGUACAACGUCAAAUGAUGAGUGGAGAAGACGGUUUAGACGAUGAAAUUGAGGAGAUUGAGCCAGUUCGUGAAGGAGGAUCCGGAAGAAGCACAAGAGCUGGAGCACGCCGAAUCAGAAGUCCAUCACAAUCUGUCAGUCAAUCAUUCUUGGGUACUUCAUUUGCUAGUAGCUAUCUAUAA